This is a messenger RNA of Macrosteles quadrilineatus (aster leafhopper), 2283 nucleotides long. RefSeq lists its product as uncharacterized. The transcript has a single exon. Lineage: Eukaryota; Metazoa; Arthropoda; Insecta; Hemiptera; Cicadellidae. The record is from RefSeq and is a predicted model, not a curated record. The coding region runs from base 1 to 2283 and encodes 760 amino acids. Gene Ontology annotation, biological process: DNA integration. Gene Ontology annotation, molecular function: nucleic acid binding.
AUGGAUAAAAUUCUAGCAGGGAUUGAAAAUGUACACUGUUACCUGGAUGAUAUCCUUAUUACUUCUCAGUCUUUUGAAGAUAUGUACGAAAAGGUUAAGGAGGUUUUGUCCCGAUUGCAACAGUACGGAGUGCGAAUUAACGCAGGGAAAAGUGAAUUUUUUAGGGACAGUCUUACAUUUUUGGGACAUCGUCUGGAUGCAAGGGGAAUAUACCCCAGUGAGGAAUUAACAGCAGAUAUUGUUAAGGCUCCUAGGCCAACCGAUCUAACCCAACUGCGGUCAUACAUAGGCUUAUUAAACUACUACGGGAAAUUUCUCCCAAAUUUGUCUACUCUGCUACACCCUUUAUACAACUUGUUAAACAAGGGGGUCAAGUGGUCCUGGUCGGAAGAGUGUGAAAGAGCAUUUCAAAAGAGUAAAGAGCUCCUUUUGACAAACAAGGUUCUCAUACCCUUCAAUCCGAAACUAGACAUAGUUGUCAUGGCGGAUGCUAGUCCAUAUGGAGUAGGGGGGGUAAUCUCACAUCGGCUUCCUGACGGGUCCGAAAAACCCAUAGCCUUUGGAUCAAGAACACUAUCAGUACAUGAGGCUCGAUACUCACAAAUAGAGAAGGAAGCGCUCGCUUUAGUAUUUGUUGUAAAAAAAUUUCAUACCUUCUUGUACGGUAGACGUUUUAUCUUAGCAACGGAUCACCGUCCUUUGACCUUUUUGCUUGGUCAUAACAAGUCAAUCCCUACUUUAGCAGCCGCCCGGAUUCAGAGAUGGGCUCUGACCCUAGCAGCUUAUGAUUACGAGCUGGUUUACCGAAAAGGUUCUGAUAUGUGUAAUGCAGAUGCAAUGUCAAGACUGCCCUGUAAUGUUGAUUGCAACCCAGAUGAAGUCGUAGCUUUCUUUUCUUCCAUUGAUGAAAUGCCUAUAACCUUCAAGGAGAUUAGUCUCGCCACCCGCCACGACCCCGUCUUGUCUAAGGUGUUGGACCAUACGUUGAAUGGGUGGCCUAGCUAUAACAACAGCCCCCAAUUGAAGCCAUAUUUCUCAAGGUCUACCGAAUUGUCUGUUGAGCAGGAUUGCUUACUCUGGGGAAGGAGAGUUGUGAUACCGGCGCCGCAUCGGAAGGAAGUUUUGGCACUCUUGCAUAAGGAACAUCCAGGGGAAAGUCGAAUGAAAAAUCUGGCCCGCAGUUACGUGUGGUGGCCCAACAUGGAUAAUGACCUAGAGGAGAUGGUUAAAAAUUGUUUUAUUUGUCAGUCCACUCGGAAUUCGUUGCAGUUAGCCCCGUUACAACAGUGGUCGUGGCCCAAGCAUUGCUGGCAGCGCAUACACAUUGAUUUUGCCUCAUUCCACAAUAAGGAGUUUUUGAUUAUUAUUGAUAGCUUUUCAAAAUGGAUGGAGGUUAUCUACAUGACGUCAAUCACGUCAGCCAAGACAAUCGAGAAACUCAGGACUUGUUUUUCUGCCUACGGUCUUCCGUCAACUUUGGUAUCAGAUGGUGGCCCUCAACUUAAUUCAAAAGAGUUUGAUGAUUUUUUGAAAGCCAAUGCUAUCCUUCAUGUGGUCACCCCACCGUACCACCCAGCUUCGAACGGCCUUGCUGAACGAGCGGUACAGACUACCAAAAAAUCUUUUAUCCGUCAGCUUUUACAUGAUGAGAAGUCCGGAGAACCUCGGGCUUUACAACAUCGCAUCGACAGUUUCCUCUUCGCCUAUCGAAAUACUCCGCAUUCGACCACAGGAAGUACCCCAGCAGAGUUAUUCUUACGAUUUGUACCAAGAAAUCAUUUGAGCUUGUUAAAACCCCACCUCGCUCGUUCAGUUGAUGAAAAACAGUUGAAAAUGGAAGAAGCGGCUAAUAAGAGAAGAGGCAAAUUCAGAUCAUUUGUAGUAGGGGAGGAAGUAUAUGUUAAAAGCGUAAGACAGGAAUCUUUAAACUGGAUGCCAGGACAGGUUGUUAAGGUAGUGAGUCAAGUGACUUAUUUAGUGAAGGUACAAGGCCGUACUCGCUUUGUUCAUGCUGACCACUUGCGUCCUAAAUUUGGAACAAAUGUCGAAGAAGAAACUCUUAUGACAUUACCUACACCAGUUUCCCCAGGAAGGCCUAAGACUAGCCCGGGUAUUAAUAAAACAGUAGAGGAGAUGAAGGAUGGUUGCGAGAUGGAUCAACCUAUAAUUCAAGACGAAGUACAUGAACCUGACCCAGUGAAGACAGUAAAAACCCCAAGCCCCGGAGGACCUCUUCGCCGUUCUCAGCGUGAGAGAAAACCUCCAAGGAAACUCGAUCUUUAA